Entelurus aequoreus (snake pipefish) is the source of this 3234-nucleotide messenger RNA. Its product is annotated as phosphatidylinositol 4,5-bisphosphate 5-phosphatase A-like. The coding region runs from base 225 to 2360 and encodes 711 amino acids. The record is from RefSeq and is a predicted model, not a curated record. Gene Ontology annotation, molecular function: phosphatidylinositol-3,4,5-trisphosphate 5-phosphatase activity; phosphatidylinositol-4,5-bisphosphate 5-phosphatase activity. Gene Ontology annotation, cellular component: plasma membrane; ruffle; cytoplasm. Gene Ontology annotation, biological process: phosphatidylinositol dephosphorylation; negative regulation of peptidyl-serine phosphorylation. NCBI's taxonomy places the organism in Eukaryota, Metazoa, Chordata, Actinopteri, Syngnathiformes, Syngnathidae. The transcript is spliced from 13 exons.
CAGCAGCAACAUGCUCGCAGUCACGUGACCGUCCACUUCCUGUCCUGUCCUGGCAGCCGCGGGCGUCACGUGCACGUCCUCGAGCGAGAUCACACCGGCGUGGACGCACUUUGAUGGCGCAGCGUGGCGUGCGCGAGUGCAGCGCGGGAAGGUGACCGACGCCUCCAGACGCCACCUUCGUCCGCCCGGCUUCACCUUGGAGGAGCAGCGCGCGUGGAAGGCUGAUGGAUCACGUGCAGCAGAAACUAGCCUCCUCCAACUCAUGUGGUCCCAGAGUGCACCCUGGACCCCGUGCGCUACCCAAACCCGCUCCAGUUUUCCCCCGAGGGCCACCUCUAAUAUGCCCAUCGGGGACUGGGCAGGACAAGCAGUUUGAAGUCAACCCCCCCGCAGCGAGAGACCCAUGGGUUAAGUCCGGGACGGGUAUUUGUCGACCGAGACCCACCUCCCUGGGGACUAGACCUGCUCCCAGAGUCCCUGCCAUGAAGGACGUAGACUUGAAGCCACUUUGGAUCCCAGGACCUCACAAUGUCAUCGCUCCUUGCACAUUAGAGUCCUCAGUCCCUCUUCACAGUCCUCAGUCCUCUUCCUUCAGCCCAAACUGCAGCCUCAGUCCUGGAGCGACUCAGGUGCAGAGUGACAAGAGCAGCGGGGACAACAACAAGGACUUCAGGGUCCACAUCGCCACAUGGAACGUGGGCUCGGCCGUGCCGCCCGAUGACAUCAGCGCUCUGUUUGGAGGCCACGUGUCGGAUGGGAGCGUUGACAUGUUUGUCAUCGGACUGCAGGAAGUCAACUCCAUGAUCAACAAGCGGCUGAAGGAUGCUCUGUUCUCAGACCAGUGGAGCGAGCUCUGCAUGGACACGCUCAGCCCCUUCGGAUACGUCCUGGUGGCGUCUCAGAGAAUGCAAGGACUGCUGCUGCUGGUCUUCUCCAAAUUCUGCCAUCUUCCUUUCCUCCGAGGCGUGCAGACGCAGAGCACGCGUACGGGACUCGGGGGAUGUUGGGGCAACAAAGGGGGCGUGAGUGCCAGGAUGUCCAUAUUUGGUCACCCGGUGUGCUUCCUGAACUGCCACCUCCCCGCCCACAUGAGGAACUUGGAGCAGAGGAUGGAGGACUUUGAGAGCAUCCUGCAGCAGCAGCAGUUUGAGGGAGGGGCCGCCACGGGGGUGCUGGAUCACGAUGUUGUCUUCUGGUUCGGGGAUUUGAACUUCCGCAUCGAGGACUAUGACAUCCACGUGGUGAAGUGUGCAAUAGACAGCAACAAGCUGCCCUUGCUGUGGGAAAGGGAUCAGCUCAACAUGGCUAAAAACACAGAAUCCAUCCUGGAAGGGUUCCUGGAGGGGCCGCUACAAUUCCCGCCCACGUAUAAGUUUGACGUGGGCACACACACCUACGACACAAGUGCUAAGAAGAGGAAGCCGGCGUGGACCGACCGUAUCCUGUGGCGCCUCCGCCGCACGGGCUCCCCCGUUCCUACCCACAAUGCAGCACUGCAGAGGGGUCUGACCUCAUGGCUGGGCGGUGCCACCAAAGUGACUCAGCACGCCUACAGGAGCCACAUGGCCUUCACCAUCAGCGACCACAAGCCUGUGUCUGCGCUCUUCUCCUUGCACUUCCCAUUCAGGGUGGACAUGGCGCUGGUGGAGCUGCAGGUCAACAAGGAAUGGUGUCAAGUCUCCGACGCCACAAUAAGAUUGACCUUUGCGUCCAAUUACCAUCGCAGCUCAUGGGACUGGGUGGCAAUAUACAAGGUGGGAUUCAGACACCACAAAGACUACCAAGCGUAUGUGUGGGCCAAAUAUGAGCACGCAGGGCAGGUGUGUUUUCCAGAGGAGGACCUGCCCAGAGAUGAUGGCCAAUACGUGCUCGGUUACUAUAGCAACAACAUGAACAGCAUUGUUGCUUUGUCCUCGCACAUCCAGAUCAAGAUCCCCGUCCACAGCCCGUCCGUGCAGCGCUCCGACAGCACCGAGGUCAGCUCAGAAGACGACAGCACCUUGGUCCUCCUGUCCCCCAACUCCCGCAGCCCCAGCCCCAAAACCAGCAAGCAUCACUGCCGCCGCCGCCGCAGCCGCAGCCCCGCGGUCUCCAACCCUCUCCCGUCCCUGCAGGGCCUGGGCCUGUGUCCCCGCCCCAAAGAGACCCGGAGCCUCUCACCUGGCUCAGCCGCUAAGAAGGUUUCCCCGGGCUCCGUCUCGUCUCCGGCCGUCAGCCCGCUCAGUCCUCGGAGCCCCGUGUCUCCCGGGAUCGGGGUUUCGGCACCGGAGGCCCUGAUCGCUGCUUUGAUGGGGGAGCAUAGGCCUGCUCAGGUUAGCCCUACGGGCGCAGCAAAGACGCUGGACACGCGUAAAACAUAGACCGGAGGAUACGCAAACAUUCCGCAUCGCAUCUUCCACCGUGUUUAUGUGGGACUCGCCCCCCCCCCCCCCAGUUACAAGUGCUUUUAUCGGCUCACAAGCUAAUACAUGUAGGGACACUCCAAAUAUGGGCGUAUGGGAUCAGGUGAUUCAUCAAUAGUUGUAGGAAGAAGCAAUCUAACAUUGCAAAGUAGACUACAGUGAGUCAAGUGGAUAACGUGGUCGUUUCCUCGUUCGCUUUAAGGGUCUCAUGUUGUAUUCAUCGUCACCCAUUUGAAAUAAGAUGUUCCACAAACGCUCCAAAAUCUAACCUUGAUGCUGGAAUUGACACAGUUUUAAAGUGCUUUUAGUAAGCCCUAGUUUGACGUGUCUGUACCUUUAAUGCUAAUGAGCUGCGUGUGGCUCCCCGAGAAGCUCUAUUGUGCACUUUAUCUACAUUUGACAUAUUCACUUGUCCAACAUGAUAGAUGUAUGUAUAUAUAUUGUUGCGUCGACCAGCUCUUCCUCCCAGGGAAUCUAAGUUACUGGUCAAUCCCAAGUUCUUUCGAUGACAUAUAUGCUGAGUAAGAAGGACCAUCAAGACAGAAUAGGAAUAUUAUCAAGUUUUACUGAAAUUUCAGGGGAUCAGCCCACACCAAUAAAUUCAUAUCGGCUACUCGAGUUGAUCUCCCACUCAAACGGAAGAGCCAACUUCUUGCACACAAAGAAAGCCCCCACCUCUCCCUCUCGCAACACUGAUAAGGCAAGAAGGGGGGGCGGGAGGGGGGUGUAUUCACAUUCCAAUGGCUAAGACACUAAACAGACCUAUGAAGACAAAGAGAAACUGGUAAAAUAUAUAAAAAAGAAAAGUACUAGCUGCUCUAUGAAUAAAAAA